AUGGAGCACGACCAUGAGCUAGCUCUAGAGCAGUUACGCCAAAUGACUAGAUGGCCGCUCUGUUGCCGAGAACAAAGGAGGAAAAUUAAGAGACAACCAGAGGGCUUUGCUAGCCACCAUUAUUUGCCACCGGCUAAAUUUUCCCAAAAUGCAGGCACAGGACAAUUUGGAACUGAUUCACAGCAGCCGAGCUCCAAGGGAACUAGCUUUGGAAGUCAAAAAGGCCAUAUGCAGCCUGUAGGGACACCAGAUUCAACCAUUCUAGGUGCCUCAAAAACCUUGUUUACCUAUGAAGAGUUGACGGAGAUAACAGGUGGAUUUUCUCGCCAAAAUGUUAUUGGUGAGGGUGGCUUUGGCUGUGUGUACAAGGGAUGGCUGUCGGACAGGAAAGAAGUUGCUGUUAAGCAGCUCAAGGCAGGUAGCGGACAAGGGGAACGAGAAUUCAGGGCUGAAGUAGAGAUAAUUAGUCGUGUUCAUCAUCGACAUUUGGUUUCUCUGGUGGGUUACUGCAUAUCUGAGCAGCAUAGGUUGCUCAUCUAUGAAUUUGUUCCAAAUAAAACUCUGGAGCAUCAUUUACAUGGUGAGGGACUGCCAGUGCUGGACUGGGUCAAAAGACUCAAGAUCGCUAUAGGCUCUGCAAAGGGUUUGGCAUAUUUGCAUGAAGAUUGUCAUCCGAAGAUCAUCCACAGGGACAUCAAGUCAGCAAACAUUCUUUUGGAUGAUGCUUUUGAGGCACAGGUCGCAGACUUUGGACUUGCCAGGCUAACCGACACUACGCAAACCCAUGUUUCAACUCGUGUUAUGGGGACAUUCGGAUACCUGGCACCAGAGUAUGCAACCAGUGGAAAAUUGACAGAUAGAUCAGACGUAUUCUCAUUUGGGGUCGUGCUUCUGGAGCUUAUAACUGGGCGUAAACCUAUUGAUACAAAUCAGCCUUUGGGGGAAGAGAGUCUGGUUGAAUGGGCCCGUACAAAUCUUAUUCAAGCUAUUGAAACUGGUGACAUCAGUCAAUUAGUGGAUCCACGACUUGAAAAGCAUUAUGUUGAAGGUGAGAUGUUUAGAAUGAUUGAGACAGCUGCUGCAUGUGUCCGUCAUUCUGCUCCUAAACGUCCACGAAUGGCACAGGUGGUGAGAGCACUGGACAGCGAAGCAGAAAUGUCUGAUCUCAGUAAUGGGGUGAAAGUUGGUCAGAGCACUGCUUAUGAUUCUAGUCAGUACAGCAAAGAUAUCUUGGAAUUUAGAAGGAUGACAUCUUACUUUAAUGAAAACUCAGAGUAUGACACAUGGAGUGAGGAAUAUUCAUCUAGGAACACACCCCAUGGACACUCAACAUCGAAGAGAUCCAGAGAAAGUUCAAGUGAAUAUGCAAGUAAUGAGUCUGAAACUCGAGCUUUCAACUCCUAUAGUGGUGAGAGAAAUUAAACACAGCAACUAUGGUGGCCAACAGUUUAAAUGAAGGUGAACUUCUUGAUUUUCCAGCAUUGUGGUUUAAAAAGCCAUAGGUGCCUUAGAUUUGCUUGGUACCACAAAAAUUUUCUUAUGCAUGUCAAUAAUAAUGCUAGAUUCUUAGUUCAUUCAAAACAGCUUAGCAUAUUAUCAUAGGAGUAAACCUCCAAAUUAUGAUUUCUACCCUUUUUUCCCCUUUGCCUUCUUUUGUGUAAUGGGUGCAGGGUGGGGGUGAGGUUGUUGACCAAGAUAUCUUCAACUGAAGCAGGAUGAUUUCAGUCCUUGAGAGUGUAUUCGUGAGGAAUUACAAAAUAUAUCUUGACUGAAUAUUUAAAUAUAUAUACGAAGUUAGGUCUUGAUGACUAA
Messenger RNA from Carica papaya (papaya), 1812 nucleotides. RefSeq names its product Protein kinase superfamily protein (gene PERK11). NCBI's taxonomy places the organism in Eukaryota, Viridiplantae, Streptophyta, Magnoliopsida, Brassicales, Caricaceae. Gene Ontology annotation, biological process: protein phosphorylation. The record is from RefSeq and is a predicted model, not a curated record. Gene Ontology annotation, molecular function: protein kinase activity; ATP binding.